Malassezia restricta is the source of this 4578-nucleotide messenger RNA. RefSeq names its product regulatory associated protein of mTOR. Bases 1 to 4578 code for a protein of 1525 amino acids. Lineage: Eukaryota; Fungi; Basidiomycota; Malasseziomycetes; Malasseziales; Malasseziaceae. Gene Ontology annotation, biological process: positive regulation of protein serine/threonine kinase activity; positive regulation of cell growth; cellular response to starvation. Gene Ontology annotation, molecular function: protein binding; protein-macromolecule adaptor activity. The record is from RefSeq and is a predicted model, not a curated record. The transcript has a single exon. Gene Ontology annotation, cellular component: TORC1 complex; cytoplasm.
AUGGUUGAGACACCGCCGCACGAUCCGCUGACAGAGGCCAAUGUCCAAAAGCUCGAGGCCGCGACGAUGCCGGUGCGCGUGCGCAGCGCGGCCAGGGACGGCGACGAGCAGGAGGCCGACGAGGCCGCGGGCCCACGGCAUGGUGCGCUGCUGCAGCCCGAGGCCGAGGACUGGGUCGUCCUGGAGCUGCCGUACAUGACGCACUGGAGCAACAAGCGGCAUGCGACGAACGGCAUUCCGCGCCCACGACGCGCGGAGGAUCUGCCCGAUUGGCGCAUGCGGGAGCGGCUGCGCACGGUCACAGCCGCCCUCGUGAUGUGCCUCAACAUCGGCGUGGAUCCGCCGGAUGUGAGCAAGACGAACCCAUGCUCGAAGCUGAUCUGCUGGAUGGAUCCCGAGUCGCUGGACCCGACGAAGGCACUGCCGGCGAUCGGGCGCAACUUGCAGGUGCAGUUCGAGACGCUGAGUAUGAAGACGCGGUACAAGCAGUACCUCGAUCCGAUCGUCGAGGAGACCAAGCGCUUCUGUACGAAUCUGCGCCGCACGGCCAAAGACGAGCGCGUGCUCUUCUACUACAAUGGCUACGGCGUGCCGAAACCCACACCCGGUGGCGAAAUUUGGGUCUUCAACAAGGCGUACACGCAGUACAUUCCCCUGACCUUGUACGACCUGCAGACAUGGCUGGGCCACCCGUGCAUCUACGUGUGGGACACGAGCGCCGCCGGCCAUAUUGUCGCCAACUUCCGGCGCCUCGCCGAGCUGCGUGCCGAGGACGAGGUCAAGCUGGCGGCGGCAGAGGGACGCGAGCCGCCUCCGAUACCCAGCUCUGACGGCAUCUUCACCGAUGCAGCUGGCGAGCCGCAGUUCCCGCUGCGCGACUCGAUUCACCUAGCGGCCUGUGGCCCCGACGAAGUGCUCCCGAUGAACCCCGACCUGCCGGCGGAUCUGUUUACGUGCUGCCUGACCUCGCCCAUCGAGAUAUCGCUGCGAUGGUUCGUCCUGCAGAACCCACUGCCCAGCCCCCUCAACGUCGACAUGGUCAUGAAUAUCCCAGGCCAGCUGCAAGACCGACGCACGCCGCUGGGCGAACUCAACUGGACCCUGACCGCGGUCACCGACACGAUCGCAUGGACCGUCCUGCCGCGGGCCCUCUUCCGCCGAUUCUUCCGCGACGAUCUCAUGGUCGCUGCCCUGCUGCGAAACUACCUGCUCGCAGAGCGCAUCAUGCGUUUCUACCACUGCACGCCCGUCAGCCAUCCACGCCUGCCGCCGACGCACAAUCACCCUCUGUGGGACAGCUGGGACCUCGCCGUCGAUCAGUGCCUCUCGCAGCUGCCCACCCUCCUCGCCAAGGAGCAGGCGCGCGCCGAGGCAGAGAACCACGGCACACCUAUGCCCCCGCACCUCGCGGCCUUCGAGUACCAGCACUCGACCUUUUUCAGCGAGCAGCUCAAGGCGUUUGAGGUAUGGCUCUCGCAAGGUGACGUGAGCCGAAGACCACCGCGCUGGCGUGUUCAGAGGCAUUCAGUCGUGCGCUUGUACGGCGACGACUCGGCCCACCCCCUGGAUGCAGGCGGCGACGUCAACGACGACACCGACCCCGACGUGCGUGUACAGCACGAUCCUCCAUCGCAGCUGCCGAUUGUGCUCCAGGUGCUGCUAUCGCAAGUGCACCGUCUGCGUGCCCUCAUCCUCCUAAGUCAGUUCUUGGACUUGGGCCCCUGGGCCGUCAAUCUCGCGCUGAGUAUCGGUAUUUUUCCGUAUGUGCUCAAACUGCUGCAAAGCCCCGCCGCCGAUCUCAAGCCGGUCCUCAUCUACAUCUGGGCGCGCAUUCUCGCCGUCGACCAAAGCUGCCAGGUCGAUUUGCUCCGCGAUAAUGGAUACAUGUACUUUGCGUCGGUCCUGAGCCCCUUUCAGCCGAACCACGUGCCGGGCGCCGCGCACGGCGGGCAGACGCUGCCGAUCCCGAAUGUGAGCGAGCACUGCGCCAUGUGCGCUUUCAUCCUCGCCGUCUUCUGCCGCGACUUCCCGCUCGGACAGGAUGCCUGCCUCGAGACAGACGUGAUGGACGCGUGUCUUGAGCACCUCGAGGAUGACGACUACCUCUUGCGGCAGUGGUCGGCGCUGUGCCUCGCCCAGCUCUGGGACAACAACGACGUGGGCAAAGCACGCGCGAUCGCCAAGGAUGCCCACGGCAAGCUGUGCUGUCUGCUCAGCGACGCAUCGCCGGAGGUGCGUGCAUCGAUUUUGUAUGCGCUCGGCGUGCUCCUUGGCACGAGCGGCAGCAUGACCAUCGACGUGGCCCACCCAACAGCAGCCGAGCAGCAUCGGCGCAGGGAGCGGACGCACGGCACGGCUCGGCCACCGUGUGUGUGCACCGGCGCCUUGACGGGACUCACACCGGUACGCCAGCGCAACUUGGAGGUGGGUAUCGCCGUGGCGAUCCUGGCGUCCGGCAGCGACUGCAGUCCGCUUGUGCGCAGGGAGCUGGUCAUCGUGCUGAGUGCGCUCGUGCACUACUACCACGGCUUUUUCGUGCUUGCCGCGUACUUGUAUUACAUGCGUGAAUCGUCUGUGCAUGAUAGCAGCGACGCACCCAACAUGAGCACGAAGACAGAAGAGCGCAUUGCGCAGGAAGAGACAUUGCUGGCGGCCGUGUUCGAGGGCGUCUUACAACGAGGUCACGCCGUCGAGCCAAGUGACAUUGCGCACGUCCCGGCGUUUGUGACGUUGUUCGUCGCUCUGCUUGACUUGAGCGUCGACCCGCACCCCCAUGUGGCCAACCUGGCUGGCACGGUCGUCGAUCAAAUCAUGUCAGCCCUGCUCGAGCACGGCUCGCUACACGCGGCCAACUCGGUCAUGCGGCACCAGUCGCUCGAGCAGCUGUCGAGGCCCCAUGCCUUCCCGACGGCUGAGGGGCCGACUCGCGCGCCCGUCGCCGCGGCGAAUCCACCGAGGGAGGGACCUGUGCGGCGGACGUCCGCCUCGGCCUUGUCGCGCACGAUUCGGGCGAUAUCGUCGAUGACCGGCUCGCCAGCGCCUACGUAUGCACCGACGCAUGCCGAACCGACGCAGCCUGGCAUGGCCGCCCCGAAGCAACCACCGCACAGCCGCAACACGUGUGCGUACCUACCGCCGUACGACCAUGCCACGCCGCAGCCCGUGGUGGCAGACGCCACGGCAAGCUCGCGACGCGAGGUGCGUAUCGAGGACGUGCUCGCUGAAUGUAUCGCGAGUGAUCUUCACCGUCUCAAUGUGCGCCGCCACGACGACGGGCUGACAACGGCGUGGCUAGGGCGCGUCCGGGAGCGACUGCCUCUCAAGAGCAGCUUCUUUGAGUGGUGCAGUGAGUACUUCACGGAGCCGCAGAUGAAGUCGACGGAGGCCGAUGAGCCCGGGAGCUCCCAGUACAAUCGGCACAUGUGGCGCCGCCAGCGCUGUGAGCGGCACAUCGCCGAGGCGAUGGAGCAGGUCGACGAUGCCGGCGAUGUGCGGUGGUCCAAGCGCGUAGCCGUACUGACGAUGCCUGCACCCGUGCGCAUGUUCAUGUUCCACGAGUACGAUCCCCAUCUCGUCGGCGUGACCGAGCAGGACACGCUGUGUGUGUGGGACUGGGAAGACCACCGGCUCUUGAGCUCGUUCCGCCAUGGGCCUCAGCCGCACGGACCUAUCACGUCGCUGGCCUUCAUCAACGAGGAAGUGGAGGCCUUGCUGCUGACGGCGUCGGCGGAUGGCAACGUGCACCUGUUCCGACGCUAUGACCGCGCGGUGCCCGAGCUCGUGAGCGCAUUCCGCGCGCUCCCGGACCUCUUGCGCAGUCGUUACCCGAGUGGCGUACGCGUCAACUGGCAGCAGGUGAAUGGCCGCCUGCUCACAGCUGGUGAUAGUCGGCUCGUGCGCCUGUGGGAUGCACACCGCGAGCUGUGCAUUGCCGAUGUGCCGACGCAUGUGAAUGCGUGUGCGACAUCGCUCACGAGCGAUGCGGAUAUUGGGCAUCUGUUCAUGGUCGGCUUUGGCGAUGGCUCGUUGGGCGUGUACGAUCAGCGCCAUCCACCCGCCUCGAGUCUGGUGCAGUUGUGGGACGAGCACCAUGCGUGGGUCCAGAACGUCCAUCUCCAAAAGCACGGCAGACGCGAGCUCGUGUCGGCGAGUGUGGACGGCGCGCUCCGUGUAUGGGAUAUCCGUGCGCGCGCCUCGAUCCUGCAGAGCCGCGUGCCGACCGACCAUGCGUCGCUGUCAGAUAUGGCCGUGCAUGACCGUAUCCCCGUGCUGGCGACGACCAGCUCACCCCAUACAGCCGGACCGACCAUUGUGCACACCACGCAACUGUACAGCCUACACGAUCUAUCUCCCAUGGGCCGCCCCUUCUACCGCGCACUGCACUCCACGGCCUUUUCCUCCUCGUCCAUGACAGUCUCCGCCUCGGCAGCUCAUGCGAUACGCCCGGUCUACGAGCGACUCGCUCCCUUGUCGCCAUACUCACCGAGCACGAGCACAGUCGCCUUCCAUCCACACAGCCCCGUCAUGGCCUUUGGGGGUCCUGAUCACAUCGUCGAGAUCCGUCGGUAUUCACAGUGA